Messenger RNA from Cryptomeria japonica (Japanese cedar), 1428 nucleotides. Its product is annotated as ankyrin repeat-containing protein NPR4-like. Gene Ontology annotation, molecular function: protein phosphatase 1 binding; protein phosphatase regulator activity. The record is from RefSeq and is a predicted model, not a curated record. Lineage: Eukaryota; Viridiplantae; Streptophyta; Pinopsida; Cupressales; Cupressaceae. The transcript is spliced from 3 exons. Gene Ontology annotation, cellular component: plasma membrane. Bases 1 to 1428 code for a protein of 475 amino acids.
AUGACACCAUUGCACAUAGCUUCAUUUACUGUAAUACCAAUAUCACCACCACCUAUUUGGUUCUUCAGAGCACGUAAAAGACACAGAGAUAUCAGCCAAAUCUUCGAAAUGCUUAUUCAAAAAGACCGGUCCGUGUGCUACAUGGUGGACAAAAAUAUGCAAAAUCCGCUCCAUCUAGCAGUGAUAAACGGUAACGCAGGUUUAGUGCGACAGAUACUCCGUCAUUCUAAAGAUUGUAUCGACAUGGUAGACAUUGUGGGUAGAAAUCCUCUCCAUUUGGCCGUAGAAAACGCAUCAAUAAUAUUCGCAAGGGCGGGACCAGGUAUCCGAGAUAUUAUGUUGGAUGUACUGAAGAAAAGGUUCAUUAAUUGCACCGACUCUUUUGGGCGGACUCCAAUUGAUAUAGUGAAAGAUUAUUCAUGCAAAGAUCCUCGACUUUUCUAUGCUAUUGGCAACUUUCUGUCUAAAUGUGGUGGCCGUCCAAGCUCACGGUGGCUCCAGAGCGAAGCAAGGAAUUUCCCAACUUCUGAGAUAUCAACAUGGAAGGGGCAGACCAUAUCAGUAAAUGCAGUGCUUCUAGCGACAGUUGCUUUUACAGUUGCUUUCACCUUGCCAGGAAAGCACGAUUCUGCAGACAUUAAUUCCCUUAUCUUUAAAGUUUUGGUGGUAUCUGACGCUUUGGCAUUUUGUUUCUCAAUGGCAUCUGGACUUGUCCUUGUUUAUGCUAGUUUCAGUAGCAAUGUAGAAGACCCUAUUCUCUGUGACAAGAGUCUGUUCGCAUUGUGGGUAGCCUUGGUAUCAACAGGACUCACAUUUGGUGCGGCCAUACACAUGGUAGUAGCACCCAAAUGUUUAUGGCUGGCUAUGGUUAUGUGGGUAAUGGUAUCCUAUCUUCCAAUAUGGUUAGUGCGACUAUCUUCGCGAGGAAAGUUAUUCUUGUUCACGCAUCCCACGGCAUUUAUAGUCGACCUCAUAUCGGCGGCUGUAUCACUUUUAUAUUUCUUGUGUGAUCCUCUCCAUGAGUUAGUGACAGUGUUGGUAGACGUCAUAGAUUUCAUACGCUUCUCCCUCAGAAGAUGUGUCAAGGGAAAGAGCCCAAUAAUUUCUUCUAAAAGAAGCUAUAGUAGCUCUGCAAUGGAGGGCUGCACUGAUUUCCUUUCAAAGAAGCCUGGACGUCAUGGGGAAGGGUUGCCUUUGUUGAUAGCACUUUUCUUUUACCAGAAACUCUGGGGGACAGUUCACAUGUUUCCUCCCGUCUCUGGGGCCUAUGCGCCUGGGGGUACAUCUCCACUGGAAACUUCGAUUUCGGGCCCUCGUUUAGGUGUCCUAAGCUCUGAGGUCAAUGCAGCUGUAGGUCCCCAUCCUAUGUGCUUCGGCACGUUUGAUUCUCUGGGCCCCUUGAAGGAUUUGUUCUGUGGUGCUCUAUAG